Molecule: messenger RNA, 1323 nt
Organism: Verticillium dahliae VdLs.17
Lineage: Eukaryota; Fungi; Ascomycota; Sordariomycetes; Glomerellales; Plectosphaerellaceae
Product: fasciclin domain family
Exons: 1
Coding region: 1-1323 (440 amino acids)
Biological process (GO): macroautophagy
Cellular component (GO): fungal-type vacuole membrane
Source: RefSeq, a predicted model, not a curated record
AUGAAGAUCAUCUCGACCCUGCCGUUCGCGGCCAUCGCCGCCGGCAUCGUCGUACCCAGCACCAACGAUUUGAAGGACCGGCAGGAUUUCCUUCCUACCAAGGAAUCCAUUGCCUCUACUGUAGACUCCAUCAAGGAGGACGCCCGGCACUUGGCCAGCAACGUCGAAGAUGCCGUAAGCUAUGCUGGUAACAAGCUUGACAGCUUCGCCACGACCAUUCAGCAGGCUUUCGAAGAAGAGACCAGGUAUUAUCGUGGCCACCAUCACCACCCUGAUACUUCCAACUUGACUAUCUAUGAGCUCAUCUCCAAGAGCGACUAUGCCACCAAGUUUUUCCACCUCGUGAAUGAGCACGAAUCACUGGUGAAGCUGCUCAACUCGACAAAGGCAAACUACACCGUCUUCGUCCCCACGGACGAGGCCUUUGAGCACAUCCCCGAUCACCACGACAAGAAGCCUUCCAAGGAAUUUGUCGAAGGUCUCCUCAAGUACCACGUAGGCCUAGGCUUCUACCCCGCCGGCCGCAUCCUCUACACCCACACCAUCCCGACGGCCCUCGAUGAGCCCUGGCUCGGCGACCGUCCCCAGCGCCUGCGGAUCCGCAUCGGGCUCACGGGCGUGCGCGUCAACUUUUACGACAAGGUCGUCAGAGCCAAUACGUUUGCCAAGAACGGCGUCAUCCACGCCGUCGACCGCAUCCUUGUCCCGCCUCCCUGGAUCGGCCGCGAGCUCACGCUGUUUCCCUCCAAAUUCUCGACGCUGCUGCUGGCGUACGAGAAGACGCACUUUACCGACUAUAUCCAUCACGUCGAGAUGAAGGGUGCCACCGUCUUCGCCCCCUCCAACACGGCCUUUGACCGCCUCGGCCCCAGCGCCAACGCCUUCCUCUUCAACUCGGAGAAGGGGCUCAAGUACCUCAAGGCGCUGCUCAAGUACCACGUCGUCGCCAACGAGACGCUGUACAGCGACCACUACUACAAGCGCGACCAGGGCGACGAGGAGGAGGUUGCCGGCGACGGCGGCGACGGCGUCGAGGCCCAGGGCGUCAAGCACUACCACGUCGACCUGCCCAGUCUGCUCGACGAGAAGAGCAUCGCCGUCGACAUUACGAGCUGGCGCGGCUUCAUCGACCUCAAGAUCAACGGCUACAUCCACGUGUCCGUCUCGGACGCUGUCGCCAAAAACGGCGUCGUGCACGUCGUCGACAGCGUGCUGCUGCCGCACCGCAAGCCUGGUGGGGAUGCCGAGGUGGAUGUCGAGGAGCUCAAGGCCAUGCUCGCGCCUUUUGUGGAGGAGGCCGAGGACGAGUGGAAUGAACUGUAG